Molecule: messenger RNA, 354 nt
Organism: Egretta garzetta (little egret)
Lineage: Eukaryota; Metazoa; Chordata; Aves; Pelecaniformes; Ardeidae
Product: protocadherin gamma-B5-like
Exons: 2
Biological process (GO): homophilic cell-cell adhesion
Cellular component (GO): plasma membrane
Molecular function (GO): calcium ion binding
Source: RefSeq, a predicted model, not a curated record
CACGACGGGGGCGGGCUGACGGCGCACUGCAAGGUGGAGGUGGAGGUGGAGGACGUGAACGACAACGCGCCCGCCAUCACGGUGCUGUCGGUGUCGAGCCCGGUGCCCGAGGACGCGCCGUCGGGCACGGUGGUGGCCGUGUUGAACGUGAAGGACCCGGACUCCGGGGAGAACGGUCAGGUGUGGUGCGAGCUGUCGGGCGAGGCGCCGCUGUCGAUCGUGGCGUCGGCGGGCGGCUCGUACAAGGUGGUGACGGCGAGCGCGCUGGACCGGGAGCAGGCGGCCGAGCACCGCGUGGGUGGUGGCUGGCGCUCGCUAUUGUCUCCUUGUUAUUCGUUUCGACAGUCGUUUUGA